This is a messenger RNA of Arachis ipaensis, 513 nucleotides long. RefSeq lists its product as uncharacterized. The record is from RefSeq and is a predicted model, not a curated record. NCBI's taxonomy places the organism in Eukaryota, Viridiplantae, Streptophyta, Magnoliopsida, Fabales, Fabaceae.
AUGGAAAUCCUUGCACUUUCUGUAUCCGGGCUCAAUGUUUCAUACACAAACAAAAAUGUAUCAGCCAAAUGGGGUGUGGAAUUGGUGGUGCAAAACCCAAACCUAUUCUCAACAUUGUAUUUGGAUCACAUGGUUGGUAUGGUGCUAUAUAAAGAAGAGGUUAUUGGGGUGAGUUCCUUGGAGAAAAAGUUAAUUGCUUUGGGACCAAUGGAACAUAAAUUUGUUAGCUUUAAAGUGUGGAAGAAGGAUUGGGAUAUAGAUGAUGAGGAUCAACCAAAGGUGAAGGAGUGGGUUGUGGAAAAUAUCAUGAUGGACAAACAUAAAGAGAAGAUUAAUUUCAGUGUGCAAAUGGGUGUAUGGGGUAAAAUUAAAUCUAGUUGGUGGUCUUCAAAGAGUGUUAUCAUGAAUCCUAGGUGCAUGGAUUUGACUAUUAACUUUGUCCCUAUGAGGGGUUUUGGAAUGUUGUUAGAUGAAGAGCCAAUAAGAUGUUAUGUUCCUAUGUUGGAUAAUUAG